Messenger RNA from Rotaria sp. Silwood2, 906 nucleotides. Lineage: Eukaryota; Metazoa; Rotifera; Eurotatoria; Philodinida; Philodinidae. The record is from the annotation of a GenBank genome assembly.
AUGACUGAUUCGACAUCGAUCUCUUUCACCACUUCAAAUCGAGGCAAACGUUUGCUAAUUUAUUCAGGAUAUAUUUUUCGGCUUAAAAAAUCAACCAUGAAAGUAAAGUAUUGGGCUUGUCAUUCGGAUGGCUGUGUAGCUAAUGUUCACACAGACAAAAAUGAUCAUUUCAUUAAAUCUAAUGGUCAGCAUCAUCAUAUGCCUGAACCUAAACAAAUUGAACUUAGAAAUUUAAAAAGAAAAGUCAAAGAAAGAGUAAAAACUGAAACAAGUUCUAUACCUCAGAUAUACAAAGAAGAAUUAGCUCGUUCUAAUCUUUCUUCUACCGCUUUAACACUUGCAUCUACUGCUACUGCAGGAAAAUCUGGUCUUAAUCGUGUUCGUCGAAAAACAACUCCAACUAUACCAACAUCAACAGAAUUUGAUAUUCCUGAAUUUUAUUCUCAAACUCUUGAUGGUACACAGUUUGUGUGUACGGACAAGAUCAUUAAAAAAACACGAAUGAUUCUUUUUGCUACUGAUACACAACUUGAAACGCUAUUCUCAUCUGAAUGGAUCUUCUUGGAUGGUACUUUUCAUUCAUGUCCAGAACAAUUUCAGCAAAUUUAUACAAUUCAUUGUUUAAAAUUCAAUCAAACGUGGCACAACAGGUUCAAUAAUCGAGUUGAAAAAUAUCAUCCUAACGUGUGGCAUUUUUUUGAAUGUCAAAAACCGGAAGAAUUAUUAUUUUGUCAACAGUUAGGAAAAUUAAAUGCUGGUAUUCAAAAAAAAACUUGUAACAUCUGUAUUAGUCGAAAGCAAAUUGAUACACUAACUGAACAAUACGAACAAGAACAAAUUACUUUAACUGACUUUCUCUAUGGACUAUCUACACUUGUUGCUAAACGUUCUACAAAAUCACUUUGA